AAUACCAUUUGUUAGUGAGAAGCUACCCCAAUUCCUCAGUUUCUUUAGCUGUUACAUAGAAAUAAUUACAGCAUUUACCAUGCAUGGUUAUUGUAUUAGUGAGUAUAUGGAAAUGGCUUAGAACAACUAAAAACUGUUCAUUCUUGUAAUUUUCCACUCAGGAAAUUAUUGUAAUGAUUAAAGAAACAGUAGGCAAAUCCAUAGCACAAUGCCUGGCACACAGUACAUUAACAAUAUGUUCUGGCUUUUGAUUUAUCAUCUAUAUUAAACACAGCAGGUCAAAAAAAAGGCAAAUGGAAUGAGUAAAAUAUUGUGUUUUAAAGGUGGGAAUUUAGUGAAACAUACUCAACUUUGUGUUAGUAGUUGGCAUUACUUCAGGAUAUCUUAUUAUCAAGCCCAAUAUAGUAGUAGGGUCAAAAAUAUAAAAGGUCAAUAGUGGUAUGAUUGAUAGAUUUUAUUAGUUUCAGUGAUGACAAUAAUAGUGGUAACAACUUCAAGCUUUGGAAUGUUAUAAAAUGUUUUCAAACAUAGUACCUCAUCAGGACUUCAUGUUAACUCCAGGUGCUAGCUAGCGAUCUAAUUGCUAUUUAAGAUUCCCAGAUUGUUAUCAGCUCUGCUACAUACAGCGAUUUAGUCCUUUACCUCAUAGGGUCUUCAAAACGUUGCUCCUUUGUGAGGCAAAUUGGCUGUCCUCCCCCACGAAAUGAGUACAGUAAGUAGAAUCGGGACUUGUGGAAUCAUCUUCCUCUCUCAUAAGUGAAGCAACAUCAGAGUGGGACAGCAUCUCAGCUGUUCCAAGUUCCUCAAAUGAGUUUUACUUUUGCAAAACCAACCCUGCACUUCCUAUAUUCUGUGAGCUGCGUUAUGAGCACCAUGACCGGCAGCCACGCUUGUUGUAAUUUUUUAAAUAUGUGGAAAAAGAGCAAGAUAUCGACCAUGUAUUACCUUAACCAAGAUGCCAAAUUAUCUAACUUGUUUCUCCAGGCAAGCAGCCCAACCACAGGGACAGCUCCCAGAAGCCAGUCGAGGUUGUCUGUCUGUCCGUCUACUCAGGACAUCUGCAGAUCUGCCAUCUUGCAUGACAUGUCUGAAGAUGCAUUUGAGCACUGCACCCCUGUCAUGGUGCUGAGCCCUGCUAGGAAGGAGUCUGGUAGGGAAUCAGUCAAACAGAAGCCUAGGAGGAGAAGGAGAGCCUCUGAGAGAUACGAGCAUGCAGAAGAACACAGAAGAGGGAGAAGAAGUGAUUUUAACCUGCAGAUCUCAAGCCCCAGGUGGAGGGAGCUUUACACCGAUGCGACGGAUUCUUCUUCCAGCGAUGAGAGUCACUGGAUGCAGGCAAAAAGGAGAGCCCAGGUGAAGUUCCGACUGUCACGAAGAAGGAGGCGAACCAGUAACAAACCAUGUGGAAACCUGGAUGCCUCAUCCUCUCCUCAUCAAGUGGAGCUGGUUGACUUGGGAUCCAAAAGUAAAAGACAACCAGAGCUGAGAGAAUGCGAGAACUGCUCUUUAAAUCUCCGGAGAGGCAAAGUUGUCAGGUACCAGGAAUGCGGUCGUGCCCUGGCCGGGGGACCCUGUGAGAUGAAGAGAUCCUCACAGACCCACGAAGAGAGCAAAGGGAGAUCCCUCCACAGAGACCUGCGGCUCUUGCCUGGUCUUAGGCGAAACGAAACAACCAAGAAAAGAUGUCCAGAAACAGAGCCUAGUGCUGAAAUACUGGCAGUGGCAGAAGGUGGCAAGUGUGUGGGUGACAGAGGGCUCCCGGUGCACCACUCUCUUCACAAGCCUCCUGCGACCGGUGAUGAUGGGGCUGGUAAUUUAGAAGUGUGCAGGAUCUGUCACUGCGAAGGGGAUGAGGAGAGCCCACUCAUCACGCCGUGCCGCUGCACGGGGACCCUGCGCUUCGUGCACCAGUCCUGCCUCCACCAGUGGAUCAAGAGCUCAGACACGCGCUGCUGUGAGCUCUGCAAGUACGACUUCAUAAUGGAGACGAAGCUCAAACCCCUGCGCAAGUGGGAGAAACUGCAGAUGACCACGAGUGAGAGGAGGAAAAUAUUCUGCUCUGUGACGUUCCACGUCAUCGCCAUCACCUGUGUGGUGUGGUCCUUGUAUGUGCUCAUAGACCGCACGGCGGAGGAAAUCAAACAAGGCAAUGACAAUGGUGUCCUUGAAUGGCCAUUUUGGACAAAACUGGUUGUCGUGGCCAUCGGCUUCACGGGAGGCCUCGUCUUCAUGUACGUCCAGUGUAAAGUCUACGUUCAGUUGUGGCGCAGGCUGAAGGCUUACAACCGGGUGAUCUUUGUGCAGAACUGCCCAGACACUGCCAAAAAGCUGGAGAAGAACUUUUCAUGUAAUGUAAACACGGACAUCAAGGACGCUGUGGCAGUGCCUGUGUCACAAACGGGGACAAACGCACUGCCAUCUGCAGAGGGCGGCCCCCCCGAAGUUAUACCAGUCUGACAGAAUGACCGGCCCGGAGUUUCUUACUGCAGGAUCUCUCUCUAGCCCCCAGCCACUACAAGUGACAGAACUGAUCCUGAAUUAUUCACUCCAUUUAUCUCCUCUAUUCAGAGACUGAUUUUUCCUUCUUUGCUCAAAAAGGUAAAGGAGAAAACAUAACCGAUGAUCAGGAUCUCAUGAAGCAGAGCCUAGAAGUGUAAGGAACGUGACAAGUGUGCUAGAGAGUGACUUCCAAGACAAUUAAGAACCAACCACUGGUGCAAGAAUGCUUUUAGGCAGAGGUCAAGGAUUAAACGGACACAGACACUCUUCACAGUAGCAGGGGACAAGUUCAACAAUACAGACUUGAAUUGAUGUGUUUUUCUUCUAGGGCCUUGGAAUGUUAACUGUCCUAUUUGGAAAUAACAUUUCAUUUUAUACCUGAAAUUGUCUGCAUUAUUCCUCAGUCACAUUGGAGGCAAAGUUGGAGGAUGCAUAUUUUGAUUUCUUUUGACAGCUAAUGAUUUUAGGGCUGUUGUCAAGUCUGGUUAUUUCUGACAAAUGCAUGAUUUUAAAAUAGAUAGAAUACACAUCUGAAGAUAUUAACACUUUGAUUUUCAGGUAAUUUGGGGGUUUAACAGUUAAAUACCCACAGAAGUUGAAAUCAACUACCAGGUAGGUCCUUUAUUUUAAAUAAUGUGGUCCCUCUAAUACAGUGCUAUACAGAAAUAUAAGGCAAAUGCAGGUCAUAAUUAUGAGUUUUAAUUUCUUAGUAGCCCCAUUAUUUAAAAAAAAACUGUUUUUGUUUAACACUAUGUUACUUUAACAUAAAAAGUUCUAGUCAUGUCUUCAAGAUCUUAUGGUACAUCUCAAUUUGGAUAGCAUAGCCCUAAAAUUAGAUACUGAGCCUCUGCUUAAUAAAUAUUUCAGCAAAACAUUUUAUUCCAAAUUCUCACAAAUGAUCUUACAAAGCACUGAGAAAAAAAAUCUUACUUGAAGAAUUAUUUCUCUAGAGGGUAAGAAAGAAUUUAACCAAUCUGUGAAAUUGUUUGCUUCAUUGAAGCCCUACUGAUAGGGAAAUAUUUUUGGUACACACUUGUGUUAAUAAGGGUUCUUUAAUCCAUAUAAGGUGUCAAGUUGACAGAAGAACAAGAACCUAGACCCCAUGUUAAAAAGCUGACAGUUCUUCUCUUGUAAGUAACAAAUUGAGUUAUUUAGGUUUCACGGUUAUUGUGUUCUUUGCAUAGUCAUGUAAAUUGAAGUGUGAAUGAUCUUGUGAGCUCUAUUAAUUAUAGAUAAUGACUUGUCAAAGAUAUCCUACACUUGAAAAGGUGAUUUGUUUCUGUUAGCGGUCAUAUUUAUUAUUGUGACAAGGCACGGAUGGCCGUAAGCACCAAAGCAUGGGUAUGGCGUGGGUGCACUUUGUAACUACCAGUGUGAUUGUUAUUCAGAUGAUCAUACAAAAAGGGGAAUAAAACCUGUCAAUGAGAAAGAUGGUGGGUAUGAAUCAGUGGCUGACAAUGAGUCCAAUAGUCCCAAUUUCUAGAAAUAAAAAGGUAAAUGUCAA
Molecule: messenger RNA, 4003 nt
Organism: Oryctolagus cuniculus (rabbit)
Lineage: Eukaryota; Metazoa; Chordata; Mammalia; Lagomorpha; Leporidae
Gene: MARCHF1
Product: membrane associated ring-CH-type finger 1
Molecular function (GO): zinc ion binding
Source: RefSeq, a predicted model, not a curated record